Messenger RNA from Camellia sinensis, 2876 nucleotides. RefSeq names its product phospholipase D alpha 1. Gene Ontology annotation, biological process: phosphatidylcholine metabolic process; phospholipid catabolic process. Gene Ontology annotation, molecular function: D-type glycerophospholipase activity; calcium ion binding. Gene Ontology annotation, cellular component: plasma membrane. NCBI's taxonomy places the organism in Eukaryota, Viridiplantae, Streptophyta, Magnoliopsida, Ericales, Theaceae. The record is from RefSeq and is a predicted model, not a curated record.
UCACUAUUCUCUCAUUGUCUCUCUCUCUCUCUCUCUCUUCACUUUCCUUGUAGCAGAUAUCGGAUCGGACUCACGAACUGGAACAGCAUUGAUUUCAAUCGUUUUGGAGUUCAGAUCUCUCUCUCUCUCUCUCUCUCUCUCCAGAGUGAAAAAUGGCUCAGAUCCUACUUCAUGGCACGCUUCAUGUCACGAUCUAUGAGGUUGAUAGGCUGCACAGCGGUGGCGGUGGGCCGAAUAUCUUCAAAAAGCUUAUGGAAAACAUUGAGGAGACUGUUGGUUUUGGAAAAGGAACUCCCAAAAUCUAUGCAACUAUUGAUCUGGAGAAGGCUAGGGUUGGUCGGACCAGACUCAUAGAAAAUGAACCGAACAACCCUAAGUGGUACGAGUCUUUUCACAUUUACUGUGCCCAUCCGGCUUCACAUGUUAUAUUUACUGUCAAAGAUGAUAAUCCCAUUGGGGCAACUCUGAUUGGAAGAGCUUAUGUACCUGUUCGAGACCUCAUUGAUGGGGAAGAAAUUGAUACAUGGGCUGAGAUCUUGGAUGGUGACAAAAAUCCUAUAAAAGCGGGUUCUAAGAUCCAUGUGAAGCUACAAUAUUUUGAUGUCACUCGAGAUCGUAGUUGGGCUCGUGGAAUUAGAAGUUCUAAGUUCCCUGGAGUUCCAUACACAUUUUUCUCACAGAGACAAGGAUGUCGGGUUUCCUUGUAUCAAGAUGCUCACGUGCCUGACAAGUUUGUUCCAAAAAUUCCUCUUGCUGGAGGAAAGUAUUAUGAGCCCCACAGAUGUUGGGAAGAUGUCUUUGAUGCAAUAUCUAAUGCACAACACUUUAUUUACAUUACUGGCUGGUCUGUUUAUACUGAAAUUUCCUUGAUAAGGGACACAAGGAGGCAAAAGCCAGGAGGAGACAUCAUGCUGGGUGAGCUGCUUAAGAAGAAGGCAAGUGAAGGUGUCAGGGUUCUAAUGCUUGUUUGGGAUGAUAGAACCUCCGUGGGUCUACUGAAGAAGGAUGGAUUAAUGGCCACCCAUGAUGAAGAAACUGAACAUUACUUCCAAAACACUGAUGUUCAUUGUGUCUUAUGCCCUCGUAAUCCAGAUGAUGGUGGAAGCAUAGUCCAAGAUUUACAAAUAUCUACCAUGUUCACACAUCAUCAGAAAAUUGUGGUGGUGGACAGUGAGCUGCCUUCUGGAGGAUCACAGAGGAGGAGGAUUAUGAGUUUUGUUGGGGGUAUUGAUCUUUGCGAUGGCAGAUAUGAUACCCAAUUCCAUUCCCUUUUCAGGACUUUGGACACGGCACAUCAUGAUGAUUUUCACCAGCCUAACUACCCUGGUGCUUCAAUCACUAAAGGUGGACCAAGGGAACCUUGGCAUGACAUUCAUUCCAGACUUGAAGGACCCAUUGCUUGGGAUGUUUUGUUUAACUUUGAACAGAGAUGGAAAAAGCAAGGUGGGAAGGACUUACUCCUUAACUUGAGAGAGCUUGAUGAUGUUAUCAUUCCUCCAUCUCCAGCGACGUUCCCCGAUGACCAUGAGACAUGGAAUGUUCAGUUGUUCAGAUCCAUUGAUGGUGGGGCUGCUUUUGGCUUCCCUGACACACCUGAAGAGGCAGCAAAAGCUGGGCUUGUCAGUGGGAAGGAUAAUAUCAUUGACCGAAGCAUUCAGGAUGCUUACAUUCAUGCUAUCCGACGCGCUAAGAACUUCAUAUAUAUUGAAAAUCAGUAUUUUCUUGGAAGCUCUUUUGGCUGGCGUUCAGAUGAUAUCAAGGUUGAGGAUGUUGGUUGUUUGCAUCUAAUUCCAAAGGAACUUUCCUUAAAGAUUGUUAGCAAGAUUGAGGCCGGGGAGAGGUUCACUGUCUAUGUUGUGGUCCCAAUGUGGCCGGAGGGAAUCCCAGAGAGCGCAUCGGUUCAGGCAAUAUUAGAUUGGCAGAGGAGGACAAUGGAGAUGAUGUAUAAAGAUGUUAUUGAAGCUCUCCACGCCAAGGGCAUUGAAGAGGACCCUAGGAACUAUUUGACAUUUUUCUGUCUUGGCAAUCGGGAGGUGAAGAGAAGUGGAGAAUAUGAACCUUCAGAAAAGCCAGAGCCUGACUCGGAUUAUAUUAGAGCACAGGAGGCUAGGCGCUUCAUGAUCUAUGUUCAUGCAAAAAUGAUGAUAGUUGACGAUGAAUACAUAAUAGUUGGAUCUGCCAACAUCAACCAGAGGUCAAUGGACGGUGCCAGGGACUCCGAGAUAGCAAUGGGAGCCUACCAACCGUAUUACUUGGCAAACAGGCAGCAGCCAGCACGGGGUGAGAUUCAUGGUUUCCGUAUGUCAUUAUGGUAUGAACACCUUGGCAUGCUCGAUGACACAUUCCUCCAUCCAGAAAGUCGUGAUUGUGUCCAAAAGGUGAAUCAAAUGGCUGAUAAAUAUUGGGAUCUGUACUCAAGUGAGAGUCUUGAACAUGACCUACCUGGUCACCUGCUUCGCUACCCCAUUGGAGUUGCUAGUGAAGGCGAUGUCACUGGGCUUCCACAAUCUGAGUUCUUCCCUGACACCAAGGCUCGAGUUCUGGGUGCUAAAUCUGACUACCUUCCUCCUAUCCUAACAACCUAGUAAAUUUUCAACUUGGUUUGAUUACUUUCAGAAUUACCUAAACCUUUUUUUUUUUUUUUUUUGGGUGCAAUAAGAUGAGUCGUAAUCUGCAGAUUAUGUUAUAUUAAUUUUCUGCAGAUAUAUGUUUGUGUUAGGUUUUAUGUUUGUGUAAUUUUGAUGCCUAGACCGACAUAUUUUUGUAUGUUUGUGGUUUAUUUUCUUGUGAGCUGAUUUCUACUGUUCUUCCUUGUUUAUCUUACUCUAUAAAUUUCUUUGGUAUUCAAUUUGGGUUUGGAUUUGGAUUGUCUUAAA